This is a messenger RNA of Penicillium arizonense, 1707 nucleotides long. Its product is annotated as inorganic phosphate transporter. Bases 1 to 1707 code for a protein of 568 amino acids. The record is from RefSeq and is a predicted model, not a curated record. Gene Ontology annotation, cellular component: membrane. NCBI's taxonomy places the organism in Eukaryota, Fungi, Ascomycota, Eurotiomycetes, Eurotiales, Aspergillaceae. Gene Ontology annotation, biological process: phosphate ion transmembrane transport. The transcript has a single exon.
AUGAUUCCCGCAGCCACCGCCAAGUACGACUGGAUCCUUGCUCUUAUCAGCAUUGCUUUUGUGGUCAGUGCUUUCGGGAACGGAGCCAACGAUGUCGCCAACUCCUACGCCACUUCGGUGGCUGCUCGCACUCUAAAAAUGUAUCAGGCCAGUUUACUCGCCACCUGCACCGAAUUCGUUGGUGCUGUGGCUCUAGGAGAACGUGUUACGGAUACUAUCAAAGACGGCAUUAUUGACAUCAACCGGUUCGAGGGCAACCCUGGAACUCUCAUGCUCGCCAUGGGUUGUGCUGAGUUUGGCAGUGCUGCGUGGCUAACCAUGGCUAACUACAUGGGCUGGCCGGUGUCAACCACGCAGACUAUCGUCGGCGCUCUUGUUGGUGUUGGGCUUGCUGCGCAGGCUAGUAUCCACUGGGAAUGGACCGAUGGUAGUGUGUCGCAGGUUGCUGCGUCCUGGGGUAUUGCUCCUGCUAUUGCUGCCGGUUUUGCUGCUAUCGUUUUCGCCACUCUUAAAUAUUCGGUCCUUGAACGCCAGGACUCAUUCAAGUGGGCCAUGCGCCUGAUCCCCGUCUACCUUGCUAUGACCGGCGCUAUCCUCGCCCUCUUCAUCGUCAUCGAAGCUCCUAGCGAACCCUUCGAGACAUUCGGGGUCGGUAACGGCGUUGGAAUCAUUCUGGGCGUGUUUGCUGGCUGCUUGCUGGUGGCUGUCGUUUUCUUCUUGCCCUACUUCCAUCGCCGUUUGGGCAAGGGUGAUACCCGCGUCAAGUUCUACCACCUUCCUCUUGGCCCGUUAUUGUUGAAGGAUAACUGUCCGUUGUACUUCCCGGCCAAGAGCGAUACCGUCGUCCUUAACUACUACGAGGAUUCGUAUGGACAUGUGUGGGCCGGGCAGAAGGAUGCACUGAAAUCCCCGGAACCUCAGCACUCAUCUCAAUCCAAGGCUCUCGAAAGCACCAGCGAUGUCGAGCAUCACCCCGAGUCUGUUGAAUCGACCCCCCAUAUUCAGCCCAAGAAGAAGCACGUCGAACCCGAAGAACGCUUCCUCGACCCUGUCCGAAACCUGCCCUGGUACAGCCCCCUCAAGAUUUGGGGCUACAUUAAGUACUGUCUUCUUCAGGGUGUGUCUCGCGAUGUGGUUACACACGACUCCCAGCACCUCCGUGCUAUUCACGCCCGAGCCCAUAGAUACGACGACCGUGUGGAGCAUCUGUGGACCUACUGCCAGGUUGUCUCCGCCAUGAUGAUGUCUAUUGCCCACGGUUCUAACGAUGUUGCUAAUGCUGUUGGUCCCUGGGCCGCAACAUACAGCACUUACCUUGCUGGUGAGGUUAGCACCGAUGCUCCCACUCCAGUUUGGUUUUUGGUCAUUGCCGGUCUCCUCUUAGGUGCUGGCUUCUGGUUUUACGGUUUUAAAAUUACGCGCGCACUCGGCAAUAAGAUCACCCAAAUGUCACCCACCCGUGGUUUCUCUAUCGAGCUAGGUGCCGCCAUUACCGUUCUUCUCGCCUCGCAUUUUGGCCUGCCAGUCUCGACCACGCAGUGUCUGACUGGUGCUUCCAUGGGUGUUGCCUUGAUGAACUAUGACCUGGGAGCUGUAAACUGGAGACAAUUGGCUUUUAUCUUCUUUGGCUGGGUUCUGACCUUGCCUUGUGCUGGUCUAAUGAGUGGAUUGUUGUGCUUGAUGGCAUUGAACUCUCCUCACCUCUAA